CCGCAGCGUAUUGGUUUAGCAGCCAAGCUUGGGAAUCCACUAAUUCCAUAUCAUCAUCAGAGAAGAGGGAAAACAAAACGAUCUACUAUCACAGGCUAGGAGUGACAUUUCUCCAGCUAUUAUUCGUCAUACCUGCCAUCAAUCAAUUAGUCAUCCUCCAGUGGGCCAACCUGCACACAUCUUGUGCCGUGCUGGGAGUGUUUAUAUUUAAACCAAUCACAAUCGGAGAUAAGUUGUUCGGUCCGUCGUUUAUUUCGCCUGGGUGCGUCCACGCCUGCCACUGGCUGCAUAGAUCUCGCCAGCCAUUCGGCGCAUACCCACUCAAGAAAUUACUGAAUUUUGUCCGCCAGACAAGAUAUUUUCAAGUUUAUGAAAACUUCUCUGCUGUUUCCCUUUCUGUCUCUUUGAUAAUAACGAGGCUCGGAUAAUUUCCAUUACGUUUACGGGAGGACUUGUGCCCAGCCUUGGGGAGGACAUUCCAAUGGCGUGCAGCAGAUUGUCUUACGGUAUUUUGGCUGUCAUGAUGUGUCUGGCUCUGAUAACAUCAAUAAGUGCAGCACACAGGUGCGAUACUUGCAACAAUGCCCGGUGCCAAGAAGUAUGUGGUGGUUCACUUGGAGUGGUGGGCAAGCGUACUUUGCCCAGGUAUCCAGACUUCGCUGCCUAUAUUCAAGAUCAGAUUCAAAAGCGGGAACCAGAAUCGUGUGGAAUGUUGGACAUUUAUCGUGCAGUUCCUCCGUCCUGCUAUGCCAAACUGGACUGGUUGGUGAGCAAGGCAGAGGAUUAUCUUCUCCAUGACGAGUAGGAGGAAACGUGCUGAAAGCCUGCACGAUGCACUGACGAAUCAACUACACCUUGCGUGCACACAUCGACAAUCUACUGAUCAGAGAACGAAUUUCUCGAUUCGAAAACUCGUCUUGAAUGGAAGGAAAAAUCUUUCAUUUGAUUGAAAAAAUUAUAGUUUCAUUUACAACUCUAUCAAAACGUCUUAACGGAAUGUUGUUUCGGAUUUAGGCAUUUAGAUUUUAGAAUUUCGAUCUAUAGGUAUUAGUCAAGAUUCAUGAUUUUCAAAAGAGGUUUGAUGUUUUGGAUUGUAGAUUCAUGUAAACUUGUUCAGAAAAGAUCCGACCCAUACUUUGGGUGGUUUUAAAUCUGAUUAAUGUAUAUUUUGCUAAGGUUUGUUUAAAGGUGCUCUACCCAUACUCUGGAACAUACUCGGUUUUUUUUUCUCCUCACGAAUUGGUAGGAUUUAUCUAAAAAUAUUUUUUUGAUUUUUCAACCCUCUGAAAAUAUGCUUUUAUUUUUGAUUGCUUUUACGCCCAUAUCGCAAAAAUAUGUGUCUGGAUUAUUAUCAUGCCGAAUAUAAUAUGAAAUGUGUAAAGCACUAAGUCCGCAAUUAAACGUUGUUGGAUGAGAUUGCUAGAUGUCUUAUUUAAAAAUUAAAAAUAAAUAACUUUUGGUUUGCUUGGAAAAAAAGACAAUUAAACAGACAUCUAUCCACGGAAGAGCAACGUUAAAACAACUUUUGAGUUAUAAGGUGGAUUAAGUCUCAAGCUUAUCUUUCCGUUUUAACAUUGUGUUUUGCUAAUAUUGCUAAAACUAAAGUGCCUUUGUGAAUUAUGUACAAUACAACAUGCACAGAAAAUAUAGAUUUCUGCACACACACAAAUUGUGGCCUGUCUGUGGUGAAUAAUAGACUAUAUAGUUCGAACGAACAACAAGCAAGAAUUCCUGAAUUUCUUUUGUUCGUGUAAAUUAUUUAUUUUGUUCUUUGACAUCAUUUUCAAAUUCAAUGAAUUCAUUAGUGCGAAGAGCUGCAUGGUCACACGUUGUCAUGAUAGAUAUUAAUUUACAGUAAUUUAUAUUAUAAACUGAACUAUUGACACGAUUGAGGCUCCAACAAGUGUGGCGGCCUGAUGAUUGGUAUGGUUCACUGCGCCGCAAUGGUUACACAGGUCGAUUGCAAUUAUCAAAAUAACGAUUCGACACAGUCAUAUCGAGCUAAAGUAUUUUUUAACCUUCGUUCUUUUAUUGCCUUAAAAAAAUAAUAUUUUAACAAAAAUACGAAAUCAUCACACAAUGAGAAGUGUCCCUAUUUGGUUGGUGCCAGACUUUAAAACAUGGAGGGGGGUGCAUGGCAAGGGAGGGGCAAAGAGAUAAUUUGGGUGGGCAACAAAGAAAAGUCACCAGCCGUGGGAAAAAAACCCGAAAAUCGGGGGAGCCUAAUUGGUAAAUCACCCAUUAAUGGGCGAUUUGUACACGAUAUAAUUUUUUUCAACUAUUUUGUUUACUUUCUAAAUAAACAUAAUAACAUAUAAAUGUAAAAACUUACAUGUUCUGGCAAAAUAUCGUAAUCAUGUGAUCAAUUUCAUCUCAUGACUGGAACAAACUUUACAACAGAAACCUCAGCACAAGCAGAAAAUCAUUAGUUUCUUUAUCAUGAACAGUUUAAAGCUGAUGGUAUUUCUGUUUGCCUAAAUUCUUAUUAAACUUUUUAUCAAAACAAUUAUUGACGAGGUGUAUUGACGGGGGAUACCCCGAGCGGAUCCGCUUAUCCCCCGUCCGGAUCCGCUAAUGUGGAUGCAUGACAGUUGAUAUACAUGCCAAACAUUGAGAACAACAGAAGUGUGCAAAUGUUUCGAUUUGACUUUCGAACCUUAAUGAGCCUGACAUCGUCAUAAUCAGGCU
Molecule: messenger RNA, 2688 nt
Organism: Patiria miniata (bat star)
Lineage: Eukaryota; Metazoa; Echinodermata; Asteroidea; Valvatida; Asterinidae
Exons: 5
Coding region: 482-805 (107 amino acids)
Source: RefSeq, a predicted model, not a curated record